AUGACCUCCCGCCAGAUAUGCAUGACAUGCGGGACCCGGGGACACGGUGCGUCGCAGUGUCCGGAGAGGACCAGGCUGCACCGUGAACACGUUCUAGGGACGUCGGAAAUGCCCGACGUGACCGCGGGGGCCUUGCGCCGGGGGCCAGGAGGGUUGCAGGUGCUGUCCUACGCGAAGGAUCACACCUCGGCGCUGUUCCAGCAGGCGAAAGAGCGGGAGGAGAGGCUGCGGGAGGAAAGGGCGAGCAGGAGGGACCAAGAGGCGCCCCCAAACGCAAAUUCUCAGCCGGCAAAAUCCGGGAUGUCGAUGGUGCGCCUGGUGAAGCGUAAGGGCGUUGGCGUUGCAGAGCCCGGCAAGAAGGCUAAGCUGCAGGUCGUUUUGGAGGAUCAGUUCAAGGAUGACGAGGACGACGAAGAGGAAGGACUUGGAGGGCUACUGGGUGACUACGACAGUGAUGACGAUGCAGAGGAGGAAGAGCCGGCGAAGCAGCAACAGAAGGAGGACAAGGAAGAGAAGAAGGAUGAUAAGCCGAAGGUGAAGCUCCCGGCACCAUCGGAGUUGGGGGUCCUGGAUCUGCCCGACUGGACUGAUGAGGUGCAUCUCGGCAAGGUCGAGGAGCAGAAGGUGUCGGCGAAGCCUGUGUCGAAGGCGAGAGCUGUUUGCAACGACUUUUUAAGAGGUCGAUGCGAUCGGGGGAAACGAUGCAAGUUUUCGCACGACGUGUCAUAG
Molecule: messenger RNA, 729 nt
Organism: Micromonas commoda
Lineage: Eukaryota; Viridiplantae; Chlorophyta; Mamiellophyceae; Mamiellales; Mamiellaceae
Exons: 1
Coding region: 1-729 (242 amino acids)
Molecular function (GO): nucleic acid binding; zinc ion binding
Source: RefSeq, a predicted model, not a curated record